Phoenix dactylifera (date palm) is the source of this 1690-nucleotide messenger RNA. Lineage: Eukaryota; Viridiplantae; Streptophyta; Magnoliopsida; Arecales; Arecaceae. The record is from RefSeq and is a predicted model, not a curated record.
UGACUCACCCGACCCGGACCCCUGCAAAUUGCUUGCUCCUCAGCCUAAUACCACCGCUCGUCAUCUCUCUUUGUUCGCGGCGACUCCGUUCUCACAGCCGCAGUAGCACCGGAAAGCGAAUGCGGUUCGGGUCUCGAAUCGCUCAUCUCCGCUCCCACCUUCCCCUCCCUUUCCCACUCUCUCCGCCUUCUUACCCUCGCUGCAAGCUUUCCCAUUCCGCCUCCGCCGCCUCCGCCGCCGCGUCGAAGGACUGCCAGUUAAAAGAAGAAAGCAAUGAGUUCUUGUCAUGGUUGCAGAAAAAGGCGGGUGUUGAGAUAUCCUCCAUGCUAUCAAUUGGAAAUUCUGUCUAUGGCAGAUCACUGUUUGCAUCAAAAUACAUAAGAGCUGGGGACUGUAUUUUGAAGGUUCCUUACAAUGUUCAAAUGACUUCAGAUAGAUUCCCUUCAGAAAUUGAGCCGUUUCUUGUUCAUGAUGUUGGAAAUAUAUCACGACUUGCUGUAGUUCUUCUAGCGGAGCAGAAACUGGGUCAGAAUUCUGGAUGGGCAACAUAUAUUAGCAAUCUUCCUCGUAAGGAUGAGAUGCAUAACACGAUAUUCUGGAGUAAAGAUGAACUGGAGAUGAUUCGUUCCAGCCCAGUAUAUCAAGAAACUUUCGACAAAAAGGCUUACAUUGUGAAGGAAUUUUCGGCGCUUAGACCAGCUCUGGAACAUUUUCCCCAGACCUUUGGUGAUGUUCGAUUGGAGGACUUCAUGCAUGCAUAUGCUUUGGUAAGUUCGAAUUGUGAACUAGUAAGUUUGAUGGUACCUCACAGUUACAUCUCGAGCAUGGGCGACCUCGAAGGGCAUAUAUUUGAUUUUCUCAAUCAUGAUGGCACUUCUGAUGCAAUUUUACUAAGUGAUGAAGAUAACAAAAUUUCUGAGGUUAUUGCUGACCGAGAUUAUGAUAUUGGUGAACAGGUAAUGAUUAGAUAUGGGAAGUUCUCUAAUGCUACACUUUUGCUGGACUUCGGUUUUACUCUUCCAUAUAACACUUAUGAUCAGGUACAGAUUUGGAUGGAUGCACCAUUCCAUGACCCUUUGUAUCAAAUUAAAUUGGAACUUCUGCAAAACCAUUGCUUACCAAGGAUCGUGGAUGCUAGUGGUUUCAAUAGUUCAAAGAGUUCCUUUGUUAUCAAGGAAGUUAAAUCUACAAGUGGAAAGGGACAAGGCAUCCCCCAGGCUCUCCGUGCAUAUUGUCGGGUUUUAUCUGCUACUUCACUUGAAGAACUGAAAGCUUUGACUGUUGAGGCUGCUGAAAAUGAUGGCAGAUUGGCACGACGCACUUUAACCGACAGGGAUAGAGAGAUUCAGGCUCAUCGCAUGCUGCUUUCGCAAUUUAUCCCCAUGAUUGAGGAUCACGAUGCUGCUCUUAAGGUGCUCGAGUCUUCUAACCAAUUUUCUGUUAGAAGACAAAUGGCAAAAGAUCUCCUCAAGGGCGAGCUUCGAGUUCUGCAGUCUGCAUGUGCCUGGCUGACAAAUUACUGUGAAAACAUAUGCUAGAACAGGAACUAUUCGAUAAUUCACUGCUUUAGGAUCCACAAUCUGUAGGUGUAUUCUGUGAAGUAUCUCCUAUAUAAUCAGCAGCCAUCAAAAGUUGUUAUUUGUAACCUACUAGCUUAUCCAUUUUAUUAUGUGCAUUUGUUCUUUGAUUA